AUGAACCACAGGCAGGCGGCGUCUCCCAGCCCGGACAGCCCGCGGGCCAGGAGCCGGGACAACCUGCUAGAGGAGGACAGUUGCCCAGGACGAUGGCUCGGCUCUGAGAGACAACUGCUGGCCCGCCUCAGCGCCGUCAAGCGACGCCAGGCCCUGCGGGGCCCCGGCCACAUGUUCACCGCGCCGUCCGUCAGCCCCUCGGAGGUGGAGCAGCGCUUCCUGGAGGCGGCCGAGUACGGCAACAUACCCGAGGUGCGGCGCACGCUGCGCCACGUGCCGCACCUCAACGUCAACACGGUGGACUACAUGGGCCAGAACGCGCUGCAGCUGGCCGUGGCCAACGAGCACCUGGAGGUCACCGAGCUGCUGCUGGGGAGGCCCGACUUGGCCCGGGUGGGCGACGCCCUCCUGUUGGCCAUCAGUAAAGGUUAUGUUCGCAUCACAGAAGCCCUGCUAGCCCAUCCAUCAUUUCGAGAUGCCCAUCGUCUUACAGCGAGUCCUGCUCAAGUGGACAUCCUGGACGACUUCUACGCUUACGACGAGGACGGGACAAGAUUCUCCCACGACGUCACUCCGGUGAUCUUGGCGGCGCACUGCCAGGAGUACGAGAUAGUCCACACCCUGUUGAGUAAAGGCGCUCGAAUCGACCAUCCCCACGACUACUUCUGUGGCUGCAACUCCUGCAACUACCAGCAGCAGUUUGACUCUUUUAGCCACUCGCGCUCCCGCAUCAACGCCUACCGGGGACUGGCCAGUCCGGCGUACCUUUCUCUGUCCAGUGAGGACCCAGUUUUGGCCGCCCUGGAGCUCAGCAACGAACUGGCCAUGCUGGCCAACAUCGAGAAGGAGUUUAAGAAUGAUUAUUGCUGCCUGUCGAGCCAGUGCAAGGACUUUGUUGUGGGCCUGCUGGACCUCUGUCGCAGUACGGAGGAGGUUGAGGCAAUACUGAACGGAGAAACCGACUGCGACGACUGCUACGAUCCGCCAGGUCGCCCUUCCCUGACACGCCUCAAGUUAGCCAUCAAGUACGAACUCAAGAAGUUUGUGGCCCAUCCCAACUGCCAACAACAGCUGCUGAGUAUUUGGUACGAGAACCUGCCUGGUUUGAGGCAACAAACCACUGCCAUCAAACUUCUGGUUGUCUUGGCGGUGGCUAUGGGGCUACCAGGGUUGGCUAUGGCCUACUGGAUUGCUCCAUGCAGCAGAGUGGGUCGAGUGAUGCGAAGCCCCUUCAUGAAGUUUGUGGCCCACGCCUCGUCUUUCACGAUCUUCCUGGGUCUACUGAUUCUGAAUGCCGCAGACCGCUUUGCGGGAACCACCAUGCUACCAAACAUGACCCACCAUCAGAUUCCGGGAGGAAUCAGCACAGACCCGUUGCUGCUCUACCGAAUGACCACAACCCCCUUCACCUGGAUGGAGAUCCUAAUCAUCUCGUGGGUCAUGGGUAUGAUCUGGGCAGAAGUGAAGGAGAUCUGGAGUCUCGGGCCAGGGGAAUACAUUGUGGAACCGUGGAACUUUUUGGACUUUGGGAUGCUGGCCAUCUUCCUGGCGUCUUUCAGCUGUCGACUGUCCGCGCUUAGACACGCCAGAUUUGCUCAGACUUAUGUCCACGCUCACUGCACAAACCUGACAAACGUCAUGCUGCUCCCGGAGAUCCGCUACUUUACACUUGCCCGCGUCCAUUGGUUGCCGUCAGACCCCCAGCUGGUCUCCGAGGGCUUGUACGCCGUGGCGGUGGUGCUGAGCUUCUCUCGCAUCGCGUACAUCCUCCCGGCCAACGAGAGCUUCGGUCCGCUGCAGAUCUCCUUGGGGAGGACGGUGAAGGACAUCUUCAAGUUCAUGGUCAUCUUCCUGCUGGUCUUCUUGGCCUUCAUGAUCGGCAUGUUCAACCUGUACUCCUACUACCUGGGCAUCAAGCAGAACGACGCCUUCACCACGCUGGAGGAGAGCUUCAAGACUUUGUUCUGGGCCAUAUUCGGACUUUCCGAGGUCAGGUCCGUAGUCAUAAACAACGGGCACAAGUUCAUCGAGAACAUCGGCUACGUGCUGUAUGGCGUUUACAACGUUACCAUGGUGAUCGUGCUGCUCAACAUGCUCAUCGCCAUGAUCAACAGCUCCUUCCAGGAGAUCGAGGACGACGCCGACGUGGAGUGGAAGUUCGCCCGGGCUAAACUCUGGUUCUCCUACUUUGAGGAGGGAAGAACGCUGCCGGUGCCCUUCAACCUGGUCCCCAGUCCGAAGUCCAUGCUGGGUCUCUCCAAAGGCAUCAAGUCUGUGGCCCUGCGCUACAUGAGGGGACACAAGGAGGACAAAGACCAGACACAGCUAGACCAGAUUGGAGGAAGAAAAAGUCCGUCAUACAGCGAUUCCAACCACCCUUCCAGAUAUCAGAAGAUCAUGAAGCGCCUGAUCAAGCGUUACAUCAUCAAAGCGCGGGCGGACCGCGAGAGCGACGAGAUCACGGAAGGUGAGCUGAAGGAGAUCAAGCAGGACAUCUCCAGCCUGCGCUACGAGCUGCUGGAGGACAAGUCCCAGAACGUGGAGACCUUGGACGGGCUGCUGAAGAGACUGGGCGACAUCACCGCGCCCUGCUGAUCCUCCUUUGUUUACUGUAGCCAUGUAACAACAACACAGAGGACAUGAUGACGUGAAGUAUCAGUCACAGGUGAGGGGGGCACCCUCUCAUUAGAAAGUGUCUCCAAACUUUUGACUCCUGCUGCAAUCAGGCGGGGUCAAACUCACACUUUAUUUUUUUUUAUUUUUUUACAGACUGAUAAAUUAGGUGUUGAUAUCGGUGCGAUAUCAGCAAAAGAAACACGCAUCGGAUGAUAUCAGCUUGCAUGUAAAA
This is a messenger RNA of Nerophis lumbriciformis (worm pipefish), 2848 nucleotides long. It is a transcript of the gene trpc6a, whose product is annotated as transient receptor potential cation channel, subfamily C, member 6a. Gene Ontology annotation, biological process: single fertilization; regulation of cytosolic calcium ion concentration; calcium ion transmembrane transport. The record is from RefSeq and is a predicted model, not a curated record. Gene Ontology annotation, cellular component: cation channel complex; plasma membrane. Gene Ontology annotation, molecular function: protein binding; inositol 1,4,5 trisphosphate binding; store-operated calcium channel activity. Lineage: Eukaryota; Metazoa; Chordata; Actinopteri; Syngnathiformes; Syngnathidae.